Molecule: messenger RNA, 6050 nt
Organism: Bombina bombina (fire-bellied toad)
Lineage: Eukaryota; Metazoa; Chordata; Amphibia; Anura; Bombinatoridae
Gene: ADNP2
Product: ADNP homeobox 2
Exons: 4
Coding region: 447-3380 (977 amino acids)
Biological process (GO): regulation of gene expression
Cellular component (GO): nucleus
Molecular function (GO): DNA binding
Source: RefSeq, a predicted model, not a curated record
UCACCUUUCUAGGGGGCUGCCAUAUAUAGAUAUUCCUGCAACGGCUUUGCCCCUUUUAAUUUCCAUUAAAUCAGAAGUAACUGAAAAGGGGACCCCCAGUUAAAACAAAGAGGUCAAGGCGUGGCAUGAUUGGACACUUAGUGCAUGCAAAUUAUAUAGGGUCCACGACGUCACUUCCCGGCUAUAUACUGGCCGCCAUUUUCUGGCGGUGAGUGGGCAUUGGUGGCGGGACGAAGCUGUAGCGGAGCGGGUAUACUCCACAUACACGCCCACCCACUCGGUGUAUAGCAAUAAUUAAUUAAUACAGACAGCGUGGGGAGGAUACACGCGCAUCCUUACCCGGCAACAGGAAGUGGACGGUGCUGCGGGUGGAGGCGGACCCGAGCCCAUUGGUGAUAAGAAGCGGAGCAGCUCCCUCUCCAGCGCUGCAUGCACAACUAUCUAAAAUGUUUCAACCACCGGUUAAUAACCUUGAAAAAAUCAGAAAAGCACGGAAGAAAGUUAAGCAAAUCCUUCUGGAAAUCGGUUUAGAAACCUGCAGAAAUGUAUUAGAGGAAACCAACAGUUAUUAUCCAGGAGACAAUCUUUUUUCCAGUACAUCAUGGGAGGAGGUCUCGCUUUGGGAAUCUGUUGGACGCAGAAAUGAUUAUAGAACAAAGCCAUUUUGUUGCAGUCUCUGCAAAUUCUCAACCAAGCUGCUUUCUUCAUUCAAAAAUCACCUGCAGCGUUACCACGAAGAUGAGAAGGAUCUGGAGCUACUGGCAGCCUGUCCAAGUUGCCCUUUUACAUCCCGGUCAAAAACUGUGCUUAAACACAUGCGUAUAUUUCACACGAGUGUUCGCAAUACUCAGAAACCACCUGUGAAAGAGAAUCCAGUUGUCCUGAAAAAUAUUACAUUUUCAUGCUUAAAAUGUAACUUUACAGACACUCUAUACUACAGCAUGAAAAAGCAUGUUUUGAUCACUCAUUGUGUAGAAUUGAUUGAUUCUUACUUUGGAGAAAAACCUGAAGAAGAAAUAAUUUAUUCUCCUGUUUUCAAAUCUCAGCCAUUGAAUAAAUACUUUUGCAAAAAAUGCAGCUACAUUGCUAAUAGCCAUGAUACAUUAAUGUACCAUAUUUUGACAUCGGAAAAACACAGAGACCUGGAACAUAAGCUGAGAAUGGACAUUUCAGAAUUCAACAAAACCCAAGGUAAAAGGACACGCCCACGGAAAAUGUUAUUGCCUGUUCCUAGUCAGUCUCCUAAGGAGCCUUCAAGGACACCACCUGUUACACCCACGGUAACUGCCACAGUUCACCCGCCACCAGAUUAUAAAGAGCAUUCAUAUAAUUCAAAAAAUGGUGCUCUUCUGAACCCUUUUGUUGGAACGCCCACUAACUUUGUCCAAAAAGUUUUGCCAAAAGUAUCUGCGGUUUCAAAUUCUCCUACAAGUUUAAAUAAAAAAAAUCCUCCCAUAUUAGUUCCAGCAAAUCAAGUCAGAUUUUUAACUGCUUCCCUCUCACAAAACCAGAACAUAGCCCUUCAACAAAAUCUUCAACAGCCUGUUUUUGUGUCCUCUAAAUUUCCUGUAAAUCAGUCUGUUAAUUCUGCUAUGCUUCCUCAAAAUUGCAAUGUUAACGGACAAUUUAUUUCUAUACCUCAAGGCACUCUUAAUCAGCCAUUGCAUCUUCAACCCAACAUAAUCAAUAUGAAUCAAACAGUACAACCUAUUUUUCCUAUGAACCAGCCACUGAGUCCUGAUAAUCUUAAUGCAAAUCAAAAUACUAUUCUCUCAACUCCAAUAAUAAGACAGCUCAUUCCAACUGGUAAGCAAGUAAAUGGGAUACCCACAUACACCCUUAUAACAUUGCCUGUGGCUCCGUGCCCUGUUCCUGUUGCUAAUUCACCUAAAAUGCCUGUGCAGACAUCAAAGCCUGAAAAUACUGUACAGGUUUUAAAUACUAAAGCGAUUUUACCAUCUUCAACUGUUGUGCCCUUGGCAGAUAAAAGCUUGCAAAUAGCCAACACUCCUGCAUCUCCUCAGAAUGCGCUCAGCAAAGAGGCCAAGCAAUGGAAGACAUGCCCUGUGUGCAAUGAGUUGUUCCCUUCAAAUGUCUAUCAGGUGCAUAUGGAAGUUGCUCAUACAAAGGCAGACUCAAAUCGCAAUGAAUCUGCAAAUCCCACUACUGGUGGUGAAAUGAAAGAGAGAGUUAUUCUUGCUGCCCAGGCAUCGUUCCUGAAAGUGAUGAAAGAAAAAAGCAUUAGAUGUUUGUCUUGUAGGUGUUUAGCAACAGAAGAGGAGUUGUUGAAACACCUGCUGAUGCAUGGUAUGGUCUGCUUGUACUGCAAAGCAGUUUUUCAUGAACUAAGACACUUUGUCUAUCACAUGUCAGUUAUGCACCUAGACAAAAAGAAGUUGCAUGUUGAUUUUAUCAAGAAAGGUAUUGAUAUUGCACAUGAUGCUAAUGAUAAUGUGCGGUUUCCCCACUUUGACUACUACUUAAAAGUUGCAAAAGAAGAAUUGGGAGACAAAGAUAUAAACCUUGCUAUAGUGGCUGGAUCAAAGCCUUACACAUUUGCUCCCAUUUACAUUAAAAUACAACAGAAAUCUCUAGAUUCAAUUGUUUUAGGUGGAAAACAAACAUCCAAAUGCCCUUUCUGCAACUGUGCUCUGUCCAAGACAGAAGUGUAUGAAACACAUUUAAAAGAGAGGCACCAUAUCAUGCCCACUGUGCAUACUAUAUUAAAGACUCCAGCUUUUAAAUGCAUCCAUUGCUGUGGUGUUUACACAGGUAGUAUGACACUUUCUGCUAUUGCUGUGCAUCUACAACGUUGCCGAAAUGCACCAAAAGAUAGCAGUCUUGGAGUUGAGGUUCUUCCAGAAGCAAAUGGGGUAAAAGGACAGUUAAGUAAUGUGACAAUGCAUGAUAAUUCAAAAUCAAAGCUCACAUGUUCUGCCUCAGAAUCACAGAGUCCCAAUGAUGAAGUAGCUAAAGCCCAGCAUACAAACUUACAAAACACAAGUAUACACAAUAAUGAAUCUAUACCUUGUAAAAGAAGGAAGGUUGAGAUUAAAUCAGACACUUCAGAAGUUCCUAUUGAGGAAGACUCACUGCAUAUCCUUGCCUUGAUUCCAAAGAAUUUGGAUGCUUCUUACGAAUCUAAAAAAGCUUUCUUAACAGAAUAUUUCCACAAAAAGCCAUAUCCAAGCAAGAAGGAAAUAGAGUUGCUCUCUAAGUUGCUGGAUAUGUGGAAAAGUGAUGUUGCAUCACAUUUUGGAAUGAAACGAUACUUGUGCCUAAGGUUUAUUAAAAGCCACAAAUUUCGUGUAAUGCUUGGUUUCCAAAUGUCUGCACUUAAAGAACUAAAGCACAACUUGGACUUGCAAGAAGAUUACUAAUUUCAUUGAACUAGUUUCACUAAUCUAGUAUUUAAAUCCUAAACUUAUUUACAGCAUACAGCACUCUCGUUAAAAUAUAUAACUAAGAAGAACUGGAUAAAUUAUCUUAUUUUCUCAAGUGAAACAAGUUGAAAAUGUAACUUUCUUUGGUUUAAUUUAUGUUUUUAUAUUCUUGGAAAUUAUUCAUUCACAUUUUCCAUUGGUACUUACAGGGAGACGUAAAGUGUGCCUUAAAUAGCGUUUGGCAAACUAUGUAUUAACAUUUUUGCUACAAACAUUGUUAAAUUGAGAAUGAACUUGCCUGUGUUUUUCCUGUUAUGAGCUGUGUAAUAAUGCUUCCCCACAUAGCCCAAUAUUUUCCUACUGUCUCUAGCCAUUAAUACUAGCUGUGCACAGUAUAUUGUGUUGUGUAAACUAGACAUUACUGGCUGUAACCGUACUAGCUAUGCUUAUUGCACACAGCAUAGAAGGCAGCAGUUUUCUUUCUUGCAAUAGCUGAAAUAAAGAGUAUAGACACAAGAAACAGAGCAUCAGCCGCCCCCCUGAUACCCCUGGUCUAAGUGAUUAUUAUUGCCACACAGUAUCACUUUGCACAACAAACAUGUUUCUUUAGUGAGUUGGCAGCUCAUAGGCUCCUCACAUUUAUUCCCUGAGGAUUUGCGUUAACUACCUAAACUAACUUGUCAGAAAGCAUUGCAAGGAGCUACUGACUUAUGAAGAAUCUCUUGUUUGUUGCCGAGGUACCCAGUGCAGGAAUAAUCCACUAGAGUCGGGCUAUCAGGGCCAGGAAGGCAGCUGCUGCUAUAUUUAUAUGACCCUACACUAUAUUUCUACACAUGUAACACACAAUUUCUUCCUUCUGUGCUGUACACAAUAUAUUUGUGCAUAACUAAUACUACCGCCAGUGAUGUCUGGCUACUAAGUAGCUGGCUCUACACGUGUUCAAUAGGUCAGUAUUGAGCAUAAAAAUAAGCUGUGCAGGAAGGAAUAAUAAGGUAAUAUUACAUAGCUUAUAACAGGAAACGAAAACUUAACUUCAGUCAACUUUAGUUGUAAAAUUUUUAAUACAUAUCUAUGGAAAAAAUGCUAUUUAAGUUUUUUUUCAAUUAUCACACUUUGCUUCCUGACCUAUAUUUUUAAAUUUACUCUACAGGUUGUUGGCUUGUAAAUUUUAGUGGCAGUUGCAGGUAAUUUUAUCUGUGCAUUUGCUGCACGUAUUUUGGAUUUGCUAAUUGUCCUUUUUAGUAGCACUGCUGCAAAAACUAAAACUUGAUUUUAUUUUUAAUAUAUGCUGCAAGGAUAAAAAAAAGAUUUGGUUGAUACAAGACUUAAAGGGACAAUAAACUGCAUAACUGCAAAAGAAUAGUAACUACUAACUGUGUUAUUGCAUUUUAUUUUGUUUCUGCAGCUCUUUUCAAAUCAGUUUUCCUGUUUUAAUAGCUUGAAUAUGCCAGAUAUUGAAGCACCGCCUCAUCAUACUGGGCGCCGCCAGCUAGGAGCUCAGGUUUUCUCACAGCCUGUGACAGAAGCUUUGCACACUCACAGAUCAGUAAUCUUUUUACAGCUGUAUAAUGUGCUUGGAGUUAGCGUGCAUGAUACAUCAUGUGAGCUUAACAGGUUUGCAUUUUUUACAGUUACACAAAAAAUAUUUUAUAAAGCACUAAACAAUAUAUAGCAACACAGCAGCUGCUUUGUAGCAUGCACAGUUGUCAAAGUUGCCAACAUCAUUGAUAUGUAAAUGCACACUGCAUCUGUCACAGGCUGUGAGAAUACUUGAGUUUCAAGAUGUCGAGGCCCAUUAUGAAGAGGCGGAGCUUCAUUAUCUGGCACCUUUAAGCUAUUAAAACUGAUUUGAAAAGAGCUUCAGGAACAGGAUGAAUUAAAAUAGCAUAGUUAGUAGUUACUAUUCUUUUGUAGUUGUGCCCAACAGUUUAAUAAAGAGAAAAUGUAAUACUAAAAUAGAGUUAAUGUGUUUAUGUGGUAAAAAUAUAAAUAAACUGCUUCAAAAUAACACCCUAAGUAAAUUGGGUAGGCAUUGUUUUAAUAUAUGAAGGUGGGGAAUGGUAUUGAACAGCGAAUCACAGAUUAUACAUUGGACUAUAAUUCCUAUUUAUAGUUAUGCUUCACAACUGCUAUUUAAAUAAUCAGUAUAUUUAAACCUGUUACUGUAUUUUUAUGUAGUAUUUUUUCAGUCCUUUGAUCAGUGCAGAAUAUUUCACUGUUGUGCAGUUUUUCAUGGCAGCAACUGUUAAUAAUGAAUAUCUUCUUUGACCAUUUCUUACAUUUCUGGUGGCAUUGGAAUUAAACUGAAGUCACACUAGACAUUUUUUUUUCUAUGUGAAAUAAAAAUUAAAGUUCUGUUACAUUGAACGAUACAAAUGAUUGUUUUAAUAAGGAUGUUAAUUUCCAGUUUCCAUACUUUAAAGCAGUUGUGCUUUUUUUUUUUUUUUUUUUUUUAACAGUACAGAACACAGUUUUAUAUACAUGUAAAUAUUAUAUAAUUUAUUAGUAAAUUUGGGAAAUCAAGAACUUCUAGUUGUAGGAAAGGCUUGUUUAUGGUGCCAGUUUGGCUUACCUUAUUUCUACUUUAAUGUAUAAUGUCUAGUUAAAAGUAUGUUAUCUUUGCUUAUUUGGAUUUGUUUUAAAAUAAAUGUUUAAACAGUGUAAGAA